Molecule: messenger RNA, 2518 nt
Organism: Ctenopharyngodon idella (grass carp)
Lineage: Eukaryota; Metazoa; Chordata; Actinopteri; Cypriniformes; Xenocyprididae
Product: receptor-interacting serine/threonine-protein kinase 2
Exons: 11
Coding region: 120-1661 (513 amino acids)
Biological process (GO): protein phosphorylation; regulation of apoptotic process
Molecular function (GO): ATP binding; JUN kinase kinase kinase activity
Source: RefSeq, a predicted model, not a curated record
CACGCGAUCUGGGGGCCGGGCUCUCAAUUCCUUUCAUUUUCGACAGCAAAUGGGUCUAGUCGAGCAGUCUCAGUAUACUCAGCGUCCCAGCAGAGUUGAAAUUGACUGGGUCCAGAGGAAUGGCUCAGGUCAGUCAUCUGCAGAUAAUUGAUGAGAAGGACUUGCAAAAUGUAGUUUUGGUCAGAACGAGUGUUGGUGCGUGUUUGCGAGGACAUGUCGAAGGGACAGGACGCAAAGUGGCUGUCAAGUUAAUCAAGGACAGUAAGUGGAUUGACAGGUUAAAUAAAGUGUCAGGUCAGGUGUGCUCUGAGCGAAUACUACUCCCGUUGGGUGUGUACACAACUCACUCUCUAGUGGGGCUGGUGUGGGACUGGAUGACUGAAGGAUCUCUAGAUUCAAUACUGCAUGAGACAAACCUGUACCCAGAGCUUUCGGUGGCUCUUUGUCUUCGGAUCCUGUUGGAUGUUGCUGAAGGUUUAGCUCAUAUCCAUGCCAUUCCGCUGCCUCAUGGAGCCCUGAAAGCUACUAAUGUUCUUCUCGACCAACAGUACCAUGCCAAAUUGUGUGACUGGGGCCAAGAGAUAGACAUGCACUUGAACACUUCUAAUUGCCGUGGGCCAUGUUACAGAGAUCUGGCCUAUGUGUCACCUGAAGUCUUACAAGGUGCUGUUCCUUCUGUAAAGGCGGACAUAUAUAGUUUUGGGGUUCUGCUGUGGGAAACACUGAAUAGAAAGCGUCCAUGUGAAGGUAUUGAUCAGCUUCAGACCAAAUUAGAGCUUGGUUUUGAGGUUGACCUCCUGCCAGUAAUGACCCCUAAAAACCAUGCUCUUACCCAGCUCAUCGUUAGAUGCUUGAACAGUGAACCUCAAAAACGCCCAUCGGCUGAGGAGUGUGCAGCAGUUCUAAGGACAGCUUUAGCAGCAUUUGAUCCUCAGACUUUCACUGAAGAUGUUCUUCAUCUGAAAAAAUGCAAGGAGAGGAGGCUACUGAGCUGUAAAAUGCGCUCAUCCUGGGAGUUGCCUAUUGAGCUACAUAACCUAGAGCAGGACAAUAGUUGCAAAGGUCCCACAAAACAUUGGACCUCCAAGGUGAUUCCACAAAACGAAACUCUGCCAGUGUCUUCACUGAAGGCAAAAAGAAAGUCCUCUCUGCCAAUGGCAACAAGAGGUUGUCCUCAGAUUGGAUGCUUUAGGGAUACAGGAAAAAGUUCAGUCCAAUCCAGUAAUGCCUGCAGUGAUCAAGGUUUCACUCAGAUUAAUGGGCAUAGUGGAAUUUCCCAGAGACAGAGCCCCACAUCUUUAAGGUCCCCUACAACGCUGUUUCAGAGCACUCCACAACACAACGCUGGCAACCAGGUUAAAUGUGAACUGUCUGUGGGAAGGAGCUGUUGCCAACUUCUGCAAGAGAGACGAGAGGCUAUUGUUCGCUGCAUGACUGAAGGACGACUCAACAACCUACUUGACGUGUUACGGGCUAGACAUGCUGUGACCCGCGAGACAUAUGAGAUCAUCACUGCGGCCUUGACCUUGACCGCACGUACGCGCUGUUUGCUUGAUAUCUGCGCCUGUCUUGGUGAAAAUGUUGCUAUCUUGGUGGCCACAACUUUAGGUUUAGUAUCCACUCAAAAUACUCAAACCACCCAGAGGUGGCAGGCUGGUUAAAUUUGAUCAAAAAUGCCUCUAGAUUAGUGUUGUGCAAAGGCAUAAUGCAGUAACUACACACGAAACAAAUGAUAUCAGAUUGAUAUUAGAUUUGUAUAAUGUGUCAAGCUUAUGUUGAGAUUGUGUUCUUAUUUAGACAAGUCUGUAAGAGAUGAAGAGAGGUCAGACUCUCUGGAAGGGUAUGCUGCCAUGCAGUUUUAUUCUUUUUUUAAUCUAAAUAUAUCAUUAAAUUAACACCCAAUAAAAAGGGUACUGAUGACGUCAUUGUUUCUCAGUUCACAAACUAAAGGGAUUAUUCAAAUGACUUUGAACAUGAUAAUGUUCUGAGUAAUGGGCAAAUACAGAUUUGAUUACAUUCCUUUGGAGAGAAAAACAAAUCAACAGCACAAAAACAGAUAACUUUGAAAGGAACUUUUAAGAAAGGUAAGGCCAUUUCCCUUAAUCAUACAAAUCAACAGUGUUUGCAACUUUCACACUCAGUUGCUGUUAAUAAUAUUGAAACCGUUGCUCAGCCUAAUAUAUCAUAUUCUUUUGAUAGACUCAUCAAAUAUUUUACAUUUUUCUUACUAUAACCACAUUUAUCUUGUGUUUUUGUGUAUGUACUACACAUGUCCAAGGUUGCGUGAUGUUAGACAUACAAUUGUGCAUGUUGCACAAUAGACGCAGUAUUUUCUGAUUGUAGUGUAUCUUGCAACAAGACAUUAUUUGUAAUAGCAUUUAAUAUUAUUGAUUGGUGUCCUAUGCAUGUAGCACGGGAUGUAUAGAGCGCUAAUAUGAAUAAAAUAUUUAUGUAUGGAAAAAACAAAUAUGGUAUAAGAAAUGUCAUUAAAUGUUCACACUGUUUUGUGAUCUCUUUA